Molecule: messenger RNA, 1692 nt
Organism: Desarmillaria tabescens
Lineage: Eukaryota; Fungi; Basidiomycota; Agaricomycetes; Agaricales; Physalacriaceae
Product: V-type ATPase
Exons: 10
Coding region: 1-1494 (497 amino acids)
Biological process (GO): proton transmembrane transport; vacuolar acidification; ATP metabolic process
Cellular component (GO): proton-transporting V-type ATPase, V1 domain
Molecular function (GO): ATP binding; proton-transporting ATPase activity, rotational mechanism
Source: RefSeq, a predicted model, not a curated record
AUGGUCGUCGACCCCCGCAUCAGUGAUAAGGAUCUGGCCGCUAUCAACGCAGCAGCCGUGACGAGAGAAUACCGAGUGCAGCCUCAUCUCGAUUACCGCACCGUUUCCGCUAUUAAUGGACCCCUCGUCGUACUCGACAACGUCAAAUUCCCUUCUUACAAUGAAAUUGUACAACUUACGCUACCGGAUGGGACGACGCGUGGUGGGCAGGUACUAGAGGUUCAGGGGAAGAAAGCCAUCGUCCAAGUCUUCGAAGGAACGUCCGGCGUUGAUGUUAAGGCGACGCACGUCGAGUUUACCGGUAGUAGCAUGAAGCUUCCAGUUGCGGAGGAUAUGCUAGGACGGAUAUUCAACGGUUCAGGAAACCCCAUUGACCAGGGCCCCAAGGUUUUUGCAGAAGAUUACCUGGAUAUCAAUGGCUCACCCAUCAAUCCUUACUCUCGAAUCUAUCCCGAAGAAAUGAUUCAAACUGGUAUAUCGACCAUCGACACCAUGAACUCGAUUGCUCGUGGUCAGAAGAUUCCUAUUUUCUCGGCGGCUGGUCUUCCGCACAACGAGAUCGCCGCCCAAAUUGUGCGACAGUCUGGCUUGGUCAAACGGCCUACGAAAGACGUACACGACGGCCACGAGGACAAUUUCUCUGUCGUCUUUGCUGCUAUGGGUGUUAACAUGGAGACUGCUCGGUUCUUCAAGGAAGACUUCGAAUCCAACGGCAGUUUGGACAGAGUUACACUAUUUUUGAACUUGGCGAAUGAUCCUACAAUCGAGCGUAUCAUUACUCCCCGGCUGGCAUUGACAACUGCUGAAUACUAUGCUUACCAACUCGAAAAGCAUGUGCUAGUUAUCCUUACUGACAUGUCAUCCUAUGCAGACGCACUACGAGAGGUAUCAGCUGCCCGUGAAGAAGUUCCGGGCCGUCGUGGGUAUCCCGGCUACAUGUAUACCGAUUUGUCGACCAUCUACGAACGGGCAGGGCGAGUGGAAGGGCGAAAUGGAUAUUACGCAUCCUAUUCCCGAUUGACGGGUUAUAUCACAGAGGGCCAGAUCUUUGUUGACCGCCAGCUCCACAAUCGUCAGAUCUAUCCUCCUAUCAAUGUGCUACCUUCAUUGUCUCGCCUCAUGAAGAGUGCUAUUGGUGAGAAGCUCACUAGGAAGGAUCAUGGUGAUGUGUCGAACCAACUGUAUGCUAAAUACGCUAUCGGACGUGACGCUGCUGCCAUGAAGGCUGUUGUGGGAGAAGAGGCUCUGUCGUCCGAGGACAAACUCGCUCUAGAGUUCCUUGACAAAUUUGAGCAUCAGUUUGUUGGACAAGGAUCAUAUGAGUCGCGAACUAUCUUCGAGUCCCUCGAUUUGGCAUGGUCCCUUCUACGCAUUUUCCCUAAAGAACAACUUAACCGGAUCAACCCCAAGAUCAUUGCAGAGUUUUACGGGCGCAAGCCGACAAAGAAGGCUACAACCGCGGAGCCUGAGGAAGUCAAACCGGAAGAAAGCUAAUUGAUGCAUAGAAAGCGUUUCAGCGUUGAUGACAAUUAUGAGCUGCUUCUAGGACUAUUUCCUACCUCCAUACCCCAGUAUUGUCUUCAACUACCGAGAUAAUUUUUUUCCCUAGUAGCCCUAUUUUCGAAACAGGAGGACGCGGAAUCAUUGAGUACUGUACUUGGGCCGACUCAGGGACAUUACUUUUUCCGCCCA